AUGGGCUCAAUCAGCGCCAUGAUUGAACAAGACUCGCAUCUAUCCGAUUGGCAGACGAAGGUCGCUCAAAAGCGACAACAGUGUCGUGAAGCCAUUCCGGAAGAGUGGCAGCUUUCUCCUGAUAACUUCAAAAUGCUGGCCUUUCCUCUGGAAAAGAAUCCAAAUAGACUCAUCGACAUGGAUAUAGUCAAAAAAUCUGGCAUUCUAUCCGAACGUGAGAUAUCAAUCACCGAGGACUACACAGUGGCGGAGUUGCUGGCCAAGCUUGCUUCGGGAGAGUUCUCUUCUGUCGAAGUUACAACUGCAUUCUCAAAAAGGGCUGCCAUAGCGCAACAACUGACCUCGUGUCUGACGGAGGUAUUCUUCGACGUCGCACUCCAACGGGCAAAGUAUGUCGAUCAAUGCAGGAGCGAGGGAAAGGUCCUCGGGCCCUUGCACGGCCUUCCGAUCAGCAUCAAGGACUCCUUUCAGGUAGUCGGCACCGAGGCUUCAAUCGGCUUUGUCUCCUUUCUCGGGAAGAAAUCCAAGGAGAAUUCGCCGAUUGUCGACAUGCUGCUCAACCUGGGCGCCGUGCUCUAUGUCAAAACGAAUAUUCCCCAGACGCUGAUGACCGCCGACUCCGACAACAAUAUCUUUGGCCGAGUCUUGAACCCUCACAACACAUCUCUAGGCGCGGGAGGUUCCAGUGGAGGAGAGGGAGCAUUGGUUGCUUUUCGAGGAUCCCCGCUAGGUAUCGGAACUGAUGUUGCUGGUUCAAUUCGUAUUCCGUCAUUGUGCUGCGGUACAUAUGGCUUCAAACCAACAUCUUCACGGAUUCCGUAUGGGGGACAAGCGACACCGGGGUUGCCAGGGUGGAAGCCCAUCGUCGCCUGCGCAGGACCACUUGCGAAUGAUUUUGAAGCCUUGGAAGUUUUGACCAAAGGAAUCAUAGACGCAGUGCCCGCUGUGUUUGACUCGACUGCCAUUGACGUACCCUGGCGCAGCUUGGAGCAAGACGGGAAAGACAAGCUCAGGAUCGGAGUUCUGGCUGAAGACCCCCUUUAUCCACUGCAUCCACCAGUGAAGCGAGCGCUAGCAGAAGCUGCCAGGAGACUUGCAGACCGAGGUCAUCAAGUGAUUCAGCUAAGCCCGGAGCAAGGCCACGUGGCUGAUGCAACUGAAGUGGCUUUCGAGCUAUUCUGUCUCGAGACGGAGACUCCAAGAGGACAUAUCCUUGCGAGCGGAGAGCCCCCGGUGCCUUCUGUGGCAGCGGGCCAUCGGCCUGCCAAUUUUGGAAGCUACACGUAUGUUGGGGAUAUUGCUAAGUUGGAUAGGCUGCAGAAGUAUGCAGCUUUGACCGUCAAGCGCCAGGAGCUGUCCGAGGACUGGCGGAAGAUAUGGUCAGAAAUGAAACUGGAUGCCGUUAUUAGCCCCCCUGCCCAGAACACAGCUGUUCCUCACGACACAUAUGGUUGGCCACCAUAUACCUGUCUCCUCAACCUGCUUGAUUACCCGGCUUGCAUACUGCCGUUCUCGAAAGCGUCACAGCAACAGGACUCUGAGCCUCUCCGGAUACAGCCUGGACAGGCUGGGCCCCACUAUGAUCCAGGGACACAGCAUGGAGCCCCAUGCUCUAUCCAGGUAUUCACAAGCCGCAUGCGCGACGAGGAAUGUAUCCAAGCAGCCCGUAUUGUUGAAAAAUGUUUGAGGUGA
Messenger RNA from Fonsecaea multimorphosa CBS 102226, 1692 nucleotides. RefSeq lists its product as uncharacterized. The record is from RefSeq and is a predicted model, not a curated record. NCBI's taxonomy places the organism in Eukaryota, Fungi, Ascomycota, Eurotiomycetes, Chaetothyriales, Herpotrichiellaceae. The transcript is spliced from 3 exons. The coding region runs from base 1 to 1692 and encodes 563 amino acids.